AGGUUCACCAGCCCCUGUCACCAGGGCCCUUUCACCCUGUGCUUUGGGCAGGCUCACACAUUGAAGGAGGAGAAGAAUCAUGAGAUACAUCGGGUACAGAAGCUUGGGAGGAGCUUGUUCAAACUCAAAAAGCAGAGGGCUGAGCCCCGGGCCCCAGAUCCACCAGCAGGGCCCUCGGAGGUGGAGCAGCUACAAGAUGAGACCAAACACCUAAGGAAGGAGCUGGAGAGUCUGGGAAGACAGCUCCAGGCUGAGGUGGAAAACAAUCAGAUGUUGAAUCUCCUGAACAGGAGACAGGAGGAGAGGCUGCGUGAGUAGGAGGAGAGGCUACGUGAGCAGAAGGAGAGGCUACGUGAGCAGGAGGAGAGGAUACGUGAGCAGGAGGAGAAGCUACAUGAGCAGGAGGAGAGGCUAUCUGGGCAGGAGGAGAGGAUACGUGAGCAGGAGGAGAGGAUACAUGAGCAGGAGGAGAGGAUACAUGAGCAGGAGGAGAGGCUAUGGGAGCAGGAGUGGCUGCCAGAGCAGGAGAGACUGCUGGAGGAGGUGAAGAAGUUGUUGGAACGGGAGAGACGGGAGGAGGAGGAGGAGAAGCUGCUAGAGCAUGAGAGGCUGCUGAACCAGGUAGAGAAGCUGCUGGAAGAGGAGAGGCUGCGGGAGCACGAUGAGAGGCUGCGGGAGCAGGAUGAGAGGCUGCGGGAGGAGGAGAGGCUGCCAGAGCAGGAGAGGCUGUUGGAGCAGGUGGAGAAGCUAUUGGAACAGGAGAG
Molecule: messenger RNA, 764 nt
Organism: Piliocolobus tephrosceles (Ugandan red Colobus)
Lineage: Eukaryota; Metazoa; Chordata; Mammalia; Primates; Cercopithecidae
Product: putative golgin subfamily A member 6-like protein 3
Exons: 2
Source: RefSeq, a predicted model, not a curated record